CCAAGUGAACCAACGUGACACAAAUGACAUAACACUCACUGUUGGCACAGCCGCUGUUCACUUUACGGAAGAUGGAUUAUGUCUUCCCUUUCACUCGGUGGUUUUGACGAAUGAAGUGACUCUGUCUCUGAAAUGGGCCAUUACUACUACACCUGUCCAUGUAUCGUCUGGUUCUUGUCUGAAGAAGACAAGAAUGCCAUCGACAUAAAUAAUGAAAUCAAACGAAUCCUUCAGGAGCAGAAGAAACAACAAAGAAAAGAAAUUAAGGUGCUUUUAUUAGGCUCCGGAGAAAGCGGAAAGACAACUUUUCUGAAGCAGAUGAGAAUCAUUCAUGGACAGGGCUUCUCAGAUGACGAGAGGCGUGUCUUCACCAAACUGGUGUACCAGAACAUCUUCCAGUCUAUGCAAGCAAUGACAGAAGCCAUGAGCGAGCUAAAGAUUUCUUACGCCAAUCCACAGAGCGAGGUUUAUGCAACGUGGUUCCAGGAUCAAGACCCACAUAAGAUAACAGAGUUGCAAAGAAGUUACGUAGAGGCUAUUCGUCAUCUAUGGGGAGACAAAGGUAUUAAGUGUUGCUACAGUCGGCGCAGAGAGUAUCAGCUACUAGACUCAACUAAAUACUUCCUUAGUAACUUGGACCGCAUCGCAGCUGAUAUCUAUGUCCCUACAACUCAAGAUAUUCUUCAGGUCCGAUUCCCCACUAGCGGCAUCACAGAUCAUAGCUUCAAUUUCGAGAAGAUGAUUCUCAGGAUUGUAGAUGUCGGUGGUCAGCGAGGACAGAGAAAAAAGUGGAUCCAUUGCUUUGAGAAUGUGACGUCACUCAUAUUUGUAGCCUCCCUCAGUGAAUAUGACCAGUGUCUGGAGGAGAAUAACAAGGAUAACCGCAUGCAGGAGAGUUUAUCUUUGUUCUACACGACCAUACACUCAAAGUGGUUUGCUUAUUCCUCCGUCAUCCUUUUUUUGAACAAAAUUGACAUCCUAGAAGAGAAGAUUCAGUUUUCAAAUCUGAAGUCAUACUUUCCGGAAUUUAAAGGAAAACAUCGGAAUAGUCACGACGCCAUUCAGUUCAUCAAAGAAUUAUAUACCCACAACACGUAUUCCUCUGAGACAAAGAGCUCCAAAAAUGUCUACUUCCACUGUACCUGCGCCACGGACACAAGUAACAUCCGGAGCGUCUUCUCUGACGUGAAAGACAUUCUCCUCCUCCAGGCCUUACAGGACUUUGAGAUGGCAUAGUGAGGCACAUUUACGCUACUUGGAAUUACACUGCAUUGAUUUUAAUGCCAAUCCACUGUGCAUUUAAAAACACUUUAUUUAAUAUGAACCAAAAUGCUGGGUUAGUUAGCUUGAUAAAUUAUCUAUAUUUAUGUGCUAAACUUAGUUUAUUGAGAUUUGUAAUGAACUUCAUUGAUAACAGUUUUGGUGGUUUGUUCUGAGGCUUAAGCAUCAAUUCAAUUAAUUUAAUACGAAAACAAAAUUCACAUUUAAAUUUAAUAUCUCAAAUUAAAGAAAUAGUUCUACCAAAAAUGUUAAAUUAUGAGUAUUUACUCACCCUGAUGUGGAUUCAACCCUUUAGAGGAGAGCGGGACAUAAAGUAACACUUUUUGGUUUUGGCCAAAUAAUGAACGAAGUAAUGGGGUUAGACAAACCAUAUUAUUACUACCAACAACACACAAGCCUCUCCUACAAAUGAGCACUAGUUGUAUGAUUGCCGGACAUAUGGUUUCUGUGCAGUAUUGGCUAAAGUGCCAGGAGUAAAAAUGUUACUAUUUACCCCACCUGUGGGGCAAGUUCUAACAGAUAGAGGGGUAGUUGUAACAUGUUUAAAAAGUCAAAUUUCACACAAUUAAUUUAAAUUCAGUUAACUUUAAAUAGUAUAUUUCCUCCGUACUUAUAGUUAAAUUUUUUUUAUUCUACAUAGCACAGCAUGUUUAUUUAUUUAUCUGUUGGACAAACACAUUUGGAUUUAUUUGCAUUAUUAUACAAUGCAUUAAUUUGGAUUAUCAUUCAUUCAUUUUCUUUUCGGCUUACUCCCUUUAUUAAUCAGGGGUUUCCACAGCGGAAUGAUCCGCCAAUUUAUCCAGCAUAUGUUUCACACAGCGGAUGCCCUUCCAGCUGCAACCCAUCACUGGGAAACAUCCAUACACACUCAUUCACACAUAUACACUGCGGACAAUUUAGCUUACCCAAUUCAUCCAUACCACAUGUCUUUGGACUUGUGGGGGAAACCAAAGCACCCAGAGGAAAUUUGCCAUGGGGAGAACAUGCAAGCUCCACACAGAAAUGCCAAGCCAGCCAAGGCUCAAACCAGCAGCCUUCUUGCUUUGAGGCGAUCGUGAUCCACUGCGCCACCGUGACACUCUUUAUUGUUAUUGUCAGUAAUAAAAUUUAAUUUUUUUCCUAUAAAAAUAUAUAUUCUAUUAAAAACAGUUUUUAUAUGAAAAGUUGUCGACAUUACACUCAAAAUUAAAAAAUUAUUUUGUUUGUGUAGUUGGUGUCCAACAAUGUGUGACAUAUGUAACACCCAGUUACAACUAUAUCCACAGUGUCAUGUUUUCCUCAAAACUGGCUAGCAGUCACUGUUUUUUAUAUCUUUCAAAAUGGUUCCAUCUUUUAGCCUAGAAGACGGUAAUCACAACAAUGUAAGAUUUUACAUAAUACUUUCACA
This is a messenger RNA of Danio aesculapii, 2668 nucleotides long. RefSeq names its product guanine nucleotide-binding protein subunit alpha-11-like. The coding region runs from base 133 to 1236 and encodes 367 amino acids. The transcript has 8 exons. Lineage: Eukaryota; Metazoa; Chordata; Actinopteri; Cypriniformes; Danionidae. Gene Ontology annotation, biological process: phospholipase C-activating dopamine receptor signaling pathway; action potential; adenylate cyclase-modulating G protein-coupled receptor signaling pathway. Gene Ontology annotation, molecular function: GTPase activity; guanyl nucleotide binding; G-protein beta/gamma-subunit complex binding. The record is from RefSeq and is a predicted model, not a curated record. Gene Ontology annotation, cellular component: heterotrimeric G-protein complex.